Messenger RNA from Limanda limanda (common dab), 2086 nucleotides. RefSeq names its product solute carrier family 16 member 3a (gene slc16a3a). The record is from RefSeq and is a predicted model, not a curated record. Gene Ontology annotation, biological process: transmembrane transport; monocarboxylic acid transport. Lineage: Eukaryota; Metazoa; Chordata; Actinopteri; Pleuronectiformes; Pleuronectidae. Gene Ontology annotation, molecular function: monocarboxylic acid transmembrane transporter activity. Gene Ontology annotation, cellular component: membrane. The transcript has 5 exons. The coding region runs from base 1 to 1554 and encodes 517 amino acids.
AUGGGAGGCGCAGCGGUGGACAUGGGACCAGGAGGAGUGAAGGCUCCAGAUGGAGGGUGGGGCUGGGCGGUGCUGACCGGCUGUUUUGUCAUCACUGGCUUCUCUUACGCUUUUCCAAAGGCGAUCAGUGUCUUUUUCAAAGAGUUGACCCGGGAGUUUGGGGUGGGAUACAGUGACACCGCUUGGAUCUCCUCUAUACUGCUGGCUAUGCUUUAUGGCACAGGUCCUCUAUGCAGUGUGCUGGUGAACCGCUUCGGCUGUCGGCCAGUGAUGAUGGUGGGGGGCAUCUUUGCCUCUCUGGGAAUGAUCCUUGCUUCCUUCUCCACCAGCAUCAUCCACAUCUACCUCACUACAGGGGUUAUUACAGGUCUGGGUUUAGCCUUGAACUUCCAGCCAUCUUUGAUCAUGCUGAACCGCUACUUCAGUGAGAAGCGUCCUCUGGCCAAUGGACUGUCAGCAGCAGGAAGCCCUGUGGCGCUUUGCUGCCUGUCACCACUGGGCCAGGUCCUCCAGUAUAACUAUGGAUGGAGGGGGGGCUUCCUCAUCCUGGGUGGCAUUCUUCUCAAUUGCUGUGUGUGUGCGGCCCUGAUGAAGCCUCUGGUCGCCCCCAAGAGCCUCCAGGCCAACGGCAAGGCGCAGGACGAGGAGGAGGGAGCAGAGAGUGUAGAGAAGAAGAAGAAGCCCAAAGCCAAACUACUGGAUUUCUCUGUCUUCAAAGACACUGGUUUUGUCAUCUACGCUGUAGCGGCAUCCAUCAUGGUGCUGGGGCUGUUUGUACCUCCAGUGUUUAUUGUGAGCUACGCUAAGGAGCUGGGGAAUGAGGACACCAAAUCAGCUCUGCUGCUCUCUAUCCUGGGCUUCAUUGACAUUUUUGCUCGGCCCACAUGUGGAGUGAUUGCAGGACUGAAAUGGGUUCGGCCUUGUUGUGUCUACCUCUUCAGCUUUGCGAUGCUUUUCAAUGGAAUCACUGACCUGAUUGGGUCACAGGCCAAGGACUAUACAACUCUGGUGGUCUUCUGCAUCUUUUUUGGCCUUUCCUAUGGCAUGGUGGGGGCCCUGCAGUUUGAAGUCCUCAUGGCAAUAGUUGGUACUCAGAAGUUCUCCAGUGCACUUGGCCUGGUGCUGCUCAUGGAGGCUGUUGCCGUGCUGGUGGGGCCACCUGGUGCAGGCCGCCUUCUCGAUGCUACCAAGAACUACAUGUAUAUUUUCCUGCUGGCAGGAAGUGAGGUGGUCCUCUCAGCUGUUGUUCUGGGUACUUGUACCUACUUCUGUAUUAGAAAGAAAAAGUCUUCAGCACCAGCGCACAGCCUGGAGGACGGCACAGCGAUGGGUGAUGCCAAGACAGAGUUCAACGAUGAAGAGGAGAAAGGAGCAAGAGAGGAACGGGAGAUGGAGACUAUGAAGAAGGCGGAAAGGGAAUUAAAGGAAGAGGAGGAGGAAGAGGAUGAGAAUGAGCCCGGCAGCGCAACAGUUGACUCACAGGAAGUGGAAAAGUUCCUGAAAGAGCCAGACCAUAAGGGUGACACGGUCGUCACUCCUGAAACAUGCCUGUGAGCAGGGAUAGAGUUUGUUGGACAGAAUUAUACUUGCAGGCACUUUUUUGGUUUUCUUUGGAUUUCUCAAAAUAUUCCAACAGGAGGAUGAGGUGAAUUUUGAGGUGUUCCCAUGAGCUUUCCUGUCAUAAUGUGUUCAUGUGUUGAUGUUUGUGGUUUGCAGUGGUGUAAUCAGUAUCACUGCCACUGGAAAUGUAAGAGUUGCUGUAUGUGAACCUUUUAUCACUAGAUGUUUUGGGGUCUGGUGGUUUAUACUAGAUAAUAGAUAAGCUGAGUGAUAUCAAUGCCUUGUGUAUAUAUAGUUUAUUUCAUGAGUCCAAAGUUUUAUUUUGAUGUAGCAACCAGCAAAUAAAGGUUGGCAAUAUUCUGUAUUCUUAGUGUGUCAGCUAAUGCCAUGGAAGGGCCAGAUGGAAACAAGCUUUUAGAUAUAUUUGGUGCAAUAAUUGUAUGAUGAAUUGUCCUUACCAAAGUAAAACCAUUAAUGUUUCUCACUAAAGGCCUGGUCACAUCAAAAAGGGGCAAGGUUGAGCUCA